AAAUUACGAAAGAAGUUAAGGCAAAUCAAACGGUUGUGUUGCUUUGUAUUUGACACAACUUUGCCUCUCCAGAGCGACGCACAGAUAAAGCUUUUCUCUCGAUUUUGCUUUGUUUUUAUCUAUAGUCUCAGAAGCGCUGCUUAUUCGUUGUUAUUCCUUUUAAAACUGCAUUAUUUUGUGUUCGAAUAAUCGGUAUUUGGGUGUUAAUCUUUCUGUUUUCUCGGAAAUAUCUUGGUGAUCUGUGAAAACUGGAAAGAGAGAGGCGGAGAGUUUAAUUUUGUCUGUACUAAAGGCAAGAUCGAAGAACUAAGCUGAAUCGGGGCGGCUUUGUGGGCAUAGUGGGGCUGUGUGGGACGGGCAUUUUUGGUCCAAUUUUGGAAAGUUAAGUUCGAUCCGCUUUAUUAGUUGCGUAGGGAUCUGAAAGGUCAGGGUUUGUGACAUAGAGAGGGAGAGACGAAGAAAAAAGAAAAAUGUGGUGGAUGAUGGGUGAGACUGGAGGUCACUACUGUAACAAGAAAACCGACGAUAUUUGCGGCGAUGUUUGUGGCCAGGAAUCAAACCGACUGCUGAGCAUGUCAAGACUUCGCUGUCUUCUGCAUCGUGGUUGGGACGUGAAAACCUUGCUCUUUCUUUUUGCAUUCGUUCCCACAUGCAUAUUUUUCAUCUUUUUGCAUGGGCAGAAGAUCUCAUACUUCCUGCGGCCGCUAUGGGAAUCCCCGCCCAAACCUUUUCAUGUACUUCCACAUUAUUAUCAUGAGAAUGUGUCAAUGGAGAACCAGUGCAAACUUCAUGGUUGGGGAAUCCGUGAGUUCCCAAGGCGUGUUUUUGAUGCAGUGUUGUACAGCAAUGAGAAGGAAAUCCUUGAACUACGAUGGAAAGAAUUGUAUCCCUACGUGACACAAUUUGUACUCCUUGAGUCAGAUUCAACAUUCACAGGAUUGCGAAAGCCUUUGAUUUUUGCCAGGCAUCGAAAUGAGUUCAAAUUUGCUGAAUCCCGAUUAACUUAUGGGACAAUUCGGGGGAGAUUUAGGAAAGGAGAAAACCCAUUUGUUGAGGAGGCAUAUCAGCGAGUAGCAUUGGACCUGCUCCUCCAAAAUGCGGGUAUUGAUGAUGAUGACUUGUUGAUAAUGUCUGAUGUUGAUGAGAUCCCAAGCAGGCACACAAUCAAUCUCUUGAGGUGGUGUGACUAUAUACCUCCUAUCCUUCAUCUUCAGCUAAAGAACUAUCUUUAUUCUUUCGAGUUCCAUGUGGAUGAUAACAGUUGGAGAGCUUCAGUCCACAGGUAUCAAAAGGGUAAGACAAGGUAUGCGCAUUAUCGCCAGACGGAUGACAUGUUGGCUGAUGCAGGUUGGCAUUGUAGCUUUUGCUUCCGCCAGAUCAGUGAGUUUACAUUUAAGAUGAAAGCAUACAGCCAUUAUGAUAGAGUUAGGUUCUCUCGUUAUUUGAACCCUCAAAGAGUCCAGAGAGUAAUCUGCAAGGGGGCUGAUUUAUUUGAUAUGCUUCCGGAGGAGUACACCUUCAAAGAUAUCAUAGGGAAAAUGGGGCCUGUUCCUCAUUCCUUCUCAGCUGUUCAUCUUCCAUCAUAUCUUUUCGACAAUGCAGAAAAGUAUAAAUUUCUGUUGCCUGGGAAUUGCAUAAGAGAAAGUGGCUGAAUAUUGUCAACAUUUUAAGAUGCCUGUUCUUGUAAAGGUUAGUUGGGCUUGCAGUUUGCAUGACUUCUCAUGGUGAUUCUAAUCGAAAAAAUUAACUGAUGCAUUACUGAUACAGCCUUGCCAUUUCUCUGGCUAAAUUAUAUCAUUCUUUGGGAAAUGUUUGGGAGAUUGCACAAAUUCCUGGAUUCUUGGGGCAAUAUUUUGUACAUAACUUUUUUUUUUUUUAGUUGGGUUUCAUUUCUGAUAGAGCAUAACCAUUCACUCGCCGAGUUUGCUGGGAUGGGAUCACAGGAUGCUUGUGUUUAUUUGGUAUUGAUAUGUCAUGGUUUCCCACUUACACAGAAACAUUUUGAGGGCCUGCUAUGUUCCCCCCUUUUGGGAGUUUUGUUUAUGACCCAAACUUAUUCAUGUGUUCUUUUAAUCUUUGAUUUGUCUUAUCUUCUUUUUGAAUCUUUUAUUGAUCAUAAUCCUUACGUUAUUUUUUGUCAUGUCAUUUGAGAGAGCAAGGAUUUUGAUGAAUUUGGUCCACUUUUUUGUUCAUAGGGUCUGUUCACUACGGCUGUAUUUUGCUGAAUUCUUUUCCUAUUAGUUGAAGAAAUUAUUAGUGAACUAAUGCUGCUUUGGUAGUGCUGCAAAUUCUGCCUGCUGCUUUCAACUGUUGUUUUUCUACAUCAUCGUACAAAUUAUUAGCUGGCCAAUUGUUCGCCAUGUUAUGCUUAAGAAAAGUAUACUAUCAUCCUAUUUCAAAUGCCCCGAGAAACUUAAUGUUUCUUUUGGUUAAAAUCUAAUCUUUAAGCUAUCCUUGAUUUGUGAUUCUUGGACCAUAAUUGAAGAAAUCUUAGGCAAAUUUGAAAUUUGUUAAUUAGCUAUGGUUUGGCAUUAAUAUUCUCCCAGUCCAGUAGAUCAAGGUAGUUUUAUUCAGUUUUGCAUUGGGGGAAAUAUGUUUUCUUGAUCCAACGUUGGUUCAAGAGUCGAUGUUGCAGUAUUUCUAUUUCCAUGUUGAGCUGCUUUCUUUUGAGGUUUCUUAUGGCCUGUGCCUGGGAUUUGCACGUAGCUUGGAUAUGAGCACUAGCGUUCCGGAGGGAUAGAGUUUUUCUGCAAGAGUGUAUCUGUGUCUUACACAAUGGCUCUGACCGCAGCUUGAAAUAGCUUUUGAUGGUGCGAAGUCUUAUUCUGGCGGGGGUAUGCUUUGCAAGCUAUCGAUUGUUCGUCAGGAUUCAGAUGGUUCCAGUCAAGUUUGAGCCAAUCCUAUGCUUUAAACAUAAAAAGAAAGCACCUUUGGCGCCUUGAUAACACAUCUCCUAUAUCCAAGCAUUGGGAUUCUGUAAUCUGUGCACUUGAUGCCAUGGGGUAUUUUGGAGUCUAGAAAUUGUUCUCUAGCAUAAUUGGCAUCGGAACUGACUUCUACAAGAAGCUUUAUUCUCUGUUCUGAAAGUUUGAAACAGCAUAUAAAUGCUCAAUGGUCUAACGAGGA
This is a messenger RNA of Juglans microcarpa x Juglans regia, 3126 nucleotides long. RefSeq lists its product as uncharacterized. Lineage: Eukaryota; Viridiplantae; Streptophyta; Magnoliopsida; Fagales; Juglandaceae. Gene Ontology annotation, biological process: N-acetylglucosamine metabolic process; protein N-linked glycosylation. The record is from RefSeq and is a predicted model, not a curated record. Bases 471 to 1652 code for a protein of 393 amino acids. Gene Ontology annotation, cellular component: membrane. The transcript is spliced from 2 exons. Gene Ontology annotation, molecular function: beta-1,4-mannosylglycoprotein 4-beta-N-acetylglucosaminyltransferase activity.